AUUGCCAUACUCGGGCUAACGUGACCGAAGACGUAGUGAAAAUGAUUGCCAGAGUGUGUGUCACAUCCAAGUUAUUCCAUUCAUAACACUGGUUUUUAUUUUGACAGUAAGAAUAGUGUGUCGUAGCCGUGAUGUACGAUUGAACAAACAAUACCUGAGGUAUAUUGUUAACGAGCAUUAAAACGGCUGGGCCGUGUAACAUCAGUAAUAUUGAUAACCGAGUGGUGCAGGAACAGGUUCCCCCCUCCCUUGCCCCCCUCCCCUCUCUCUCUCUGCAUGUGUCACUUUUGCAAAAGCACACUGGGAAUUUUUAUUUCCUGGCAGAUCGCUCAACACCUCCAACACGAUCAGCAGCACCAAUCGUUAGACUCCUGAACAGUUGCUGUCCUGCUCAAUUGUCGGCUUAUUCAGUGUCAACUGUGAAUUCAUGGACUUUUGUAUUUUGUGAACAAGUGAUUACGGACCUUUUGCAAUUUACAAAUAUGCUUUAACAAGUCGAUAAUUUUGGUGGUGAUUUUUUAAUAAGCGCGUGUGUGAUGCCUGGGAGUCGAUCCAGUACCGACCCAGAACACAAAUCACCGCGGGAAAGUGGUGAAGAUUCUGAAGAUGAGAGUGAGAUAUUGGAAGAAAGUCCCUGCGGGCGGUGGCUGAAGCGAAGGGAAGAGGUCUAUGUGGGAUCCAAGUCAACACUGGCUGAUGGUACGAAUUUUGGAGGGCUCAGGAGUGAUAACGACGUUUCUGAGAUGGAGGUUGGACAACGAGAAGUUCCGGGAAUUGACUGUGCCUACCUGGCUAUGGACACUGAGGAGGGGGUUGAGGUUGUCUGGAAUGAAGUGCAAUUCUCCGAGAGAAAAAAUUUCAAAGCACAGGAGGAGAAGAUUCAACUGGUCUUUGAAAAUUUGACGCAACUUGAACAUCCCAAUAUCGUCAAGUUUCAUAGGUACUGGACGGACACUCAUAAUGACAAACCAAGGGUCAUAUUUAUAACAGAGUACAUGUCGUCAGGAUCUUUGAAACAGUUCCUGAAACGCACAAAACGAAAUGUCAAGAAGCUACCACUUCAAGCAUGGAAAAGAUGGUGCACGCAAAUUCUCUCAGCACUCAGCUAUCUGCAUUCCUGCUCACCUCCCAUUGUUCAUGGAAACCUCACAUGUGAUACAAUAUUUAUUCAACACAAUGGUCUCGUCAAAAUAGGCUCAGUUGCUCCGGAGGCUAUUCAUCACAGAGUCAAGACCUGCAGAGCUAAUGUCAAAAAUAUGCACUUUGUCCCACCGGAGUAUGGAAACUCGUUAACACCUGCUGUUGACAUGUACUCAUUUGGCAUGUGUGCUCUUGAAAUGGCUGCCCUUGAGAUCCAAGGGAAUGGUGAUAGCGGUACAGUCGUAACUGAGGAUAAUAUUAGGAAGACAAUAGAAUCACUGGACGAUGCUCAACAGAAGGAUUUCAUAAGCAAAUGUCUACAGGUUGAUCCACACAGUCGACCCAGUGCACGUGAAUUGUUGUUCCAUCCAGUAUUGUUCGAAGUACAUUCGCUCAAAUUACUCGCAGCACAUGCCCUCGUCAAUUCUGCCACAAAUAUAUCGGAAACAAUUACGGACGAGGUACUGCAGAGGUUAUAUGGACCGGACACUGUACUUGCUGAAAUUAGAUAUCAAGGUCGACCCCCACACCAAAUACGAAUGAGUGAUAUACCGGUUGCUGAGAAAUUGGAAAAAUUUGUGGAAGAUGUCAAAUACGGUAUUUAUCCAUUAACAGCGUUCAUAGCCAAAACGCCGCCUCCAGUUGGUCCACGAGCGAUAUCACCUGAAGUGACCGAGUCCGUUAAAUCCGUAACACCAGAGCCAGUUGACGUAGAGACGCGUAGAGUAGUGAAUAUGAUGUGUAAUGUUAAGCCAAGAGAAGAGAGUUGUGAGUUGCUUAUGACGAUAUUGUUACGGAUGGAUGAUAAGAUGAACAGACAAUUGACGUGCCCUGUCUCACAAACGGACACCUCAAUGCUUCUCGCACAAGAGCUCGUACAUUUUGGAUUUAUCAAUGAGGACGAUCGUGAUAAAAUAGGAAAUUUAAUAGAGGAAGCACUGCGAAGUUGUUUCAGCAAACAACUGAUGAAUCCAGGAAUGGUAUCACUGACUAAUUUACCUAGUCAAACGACACUGUUAUUACCAGAUCCAGAACUUCAAUGCAUACAGAAUCUGGAUAAUUCCGUAGGUAACACCGUACCACCAAUCAACGACAGUGUAAUUAAUUCAACGCCAAAAUUAACAGGGCUUUCCAAUUCAACAAUUAGAUCAUGCACAAAUACUGAUAAUACUGAACCACCUACGAUUGCUGAUAGUGGCAGUUAACCAUCCAUGAUACUCAGUAAGAUCAUUUCCCUGUGCCACAUUGCACGCUCGAUGUAUAGACUGGCUAUGUAUUUUUAUAUUUUUAAGUAAUUUGCGAUUGAAAGACGAGUGGAAGUGAUGGGGAAUGGGAGUUAUUUGAUGAUAGUGGUGCCGUGGCUGAGGUUCUCGUAUUUUUUUAUAUUAAAUUGUUAUAUCUGUAUUUUUUCCUCCUCUGUUUUUAAUUUAUUCUGACAUUGCGAUAUUUCAUGACUCGUGACAAUUGGUUUUUUUUACAUUAGAGAGGGGAAUUUUUCCGAAUUCAGUGGAGCAUUGGUGACACGAGAUAUCACCAUUUUUAUAAUAUUCGAUUUACUUUCACAUCUUUGAGAGCCACAAAUUAUCGAAUUUAAUGUCAAAUUGUUUAGCUGCAAUUAUCUUUGUUCUGAGGUAGUUCCGGGGAAAGAGUCAUUAGAUAUUUUUUUUACUCCUUAGAUUGUCGACAAAAAAUGUCUUUUUACAUUUUCCUCGGAUUUCACUCAUCUCUGAGAUAAUUUACUGGUAAUUGAGACGUUAAGAUUAAGUCAUUCUAUCUCGUCUCACCGCUUCACCACUGAAUUCAUGUGAACUAUCUCCGCAGGACCAUCUAAAUUAAUCCAUACUGAUUAUACAUAUUGAUACAAAUCAAAUGAAUUACACCGUGAAAAUACGGCAACUCAAUUAAAUCGAAUGCAACAACUGUAUGAAAAAUGAAAAUUCGAAACUGUUAAUACAGAUAUUUACCAAAAACUCAAA
Diachasmimorpha longicaudata is the source of this 3116-nucleotide messenger RNA. RefSeq names its product nuclear receptor-binding protein homolog (gene Madm). Gene Ontology annotation, molecular function: ATP binding; protein serine/threonine kinase activity. The transcript has 11 exons. Lineage: Eukaryota; Metazoa; Arthropoda; Insecta; Hymenoptera; Braconidae. Gene Ontology annotation, cellular component: endomembrane system; cytoplasm. Gene Ontology annotation, biological process: intracellular signal transduction; protein phosphorylation. The record is from RefSeq and is a predicted model, not a curated record. The coding region runs from base 537 to 2345 and encodes 602 amino acids.